Molecule: messenger RNA, 1026 nt
Organism: Varroa destructor (honeybee mite)
Lineage: Eukaryota; Metazoa; Arthropoda; Arachnida; Mesostigmata; Varroidae
Product: histone H2A-like
Cellular component (GO): nucleosome
Molecular function (GO): DNA binding; structural constituent of chromatin; protein heterodimerization activity
Source: RefSeq, a predicted model, not a curated record
UUGUUGUACCUAAAUCGAACGAAACCAUGUCUGGACGCGGAAAAGGCGGAAAAUCCAAGACGAAGGCAAAGACCAGGUCUACGCGUGCGGGACUUCAGUUUCCCGUCGGUCGUAUCCACCGUCUGCUGCGCAAGGGCAGUUACGCCGAACGUGUUGGGGCUGGGGCCCCCGUGUACCUUGCUGCCGUCCUUGAGUACCUCGCCGCUGAGGUCCUGGAGUUGGCUGGCAACGCCGCCCGUGACAACAAGAAAACCAGGAUUAUCCCUCGACAUUUACAGUUGGCCAUCCGUAACGACGAGGAAUUAAAUAAGCUUCUAUCUGGCGUGACCAUCGCCCAAGGUGGUGUCCUACCCAACAUCCAGGCUGUCCUUCUGCCUAAGAAGACCGAGAAGGCCCAGGCUUAAGACUCUCGUAAUUGAAAAAACGGCCCUUUUCAGGGCCACCAGAUGUUAUAGGAUCAUAUAUUAGAAGCAUUCUUUAACAUUUCUUUAAUCGAUUUAACAUAAUAUAUUUAUAUAGAUCGUAUCUGAUAAGUGACAGGAUGCUAUAUAAACGCGGCAUUUACUUCUCAAAUAGCAAACAAAUGCAUUCGAUCCUGCACAAUAAUCCCAUGGUAAUUAAUAAUCUCCGUAAAUACCUCUGCUGAACACCAGGGCUUUUCUGGUCAACAAAACUAGGAAUGAUCUCUUUAGUCUACACAAACGGCCUUUUACAGGAUUGCUUGUCUGUUCGAAUAAAACCAUGUUUUGUAUCUUCUAAAUUAAUUUUAAUAUCGUUUCAGUAGAUUCACGCUUAAUACGUGGGUUAAAUGAAAUGACAUAGGAAACAUUUAUUAUCCGUCAUCCAAAGUCUUUGUCGUGCGUAUAUAACCUGCUAAACGCAUACUGUUCGUCUUGGUUACCCUUUGAUACAUUAUUUAAUCCAAGAAAACCCUACGGACGGUGACAAAAGGUCGUUAAGUCAUGUUUGAUUACAUCCAAAGCUUUUAUACGUGUGUAUCUCAUGAAUGACGUUCUCUUAAAAGAU